AUGGAGUGCUUCCAUUGGUACCCCGACAAUUACAAGGUCGCGUAUCAGAACCAGCUCAACAUGACCCAGCUGCACCAGCUCCUGGCGGACGAGGAUCAGCGCGUCAUCUUCGUCUACGGCUGUCUCAAGCUUCCCACCGUCCUGCGCGCCUAUUGUGACCAACCGGACAGUCUGCAGUUUGCCCGUAGGAUGCAGCCAGCCCGGGCGGUGGGGUACAGGCUGUACGAGCGGACUCCCAACGGCGCCCCGUUCAUGGUGUUCACCGGACAGGAGCACGAUGUUGUCGAAGGCAUGGUCGUCUUCGCGAUUGACCACGAGGAUGCCAUCACCAUGAUGCACGGUGAGAGCGGCGGGAUGGACGCUUGUCUGAUCGAAAUCGAGGCGGUCAUCGUUGAGGACGGCUCCUGCCUGGCCGAUCGCUGGGUCGAGGUGACCUACGCUCUGAAGGUGCACGCCCUGGUCUGGAACCGCAGUCUGGAGGGGAUGCACUGGAAGGGGGUCACCGAUUGGGCCGUCGACCUGUUUCUGCGCUCCGAGCAUUAUGACAAGUUCGUAAGUCUGUCGCUGACUUCCCUUUGGUGCGAUAUCCUCUAA
Molecule: messenger RNA, 594 nt
Organism: Aspergillus brunneoviolaceus CBS 621.78
Lineage: Eukaryota; Fungi; Ascomycota; Eurotiomycetes; Eurotiales; Aspergillaceae
Product: gamma-glutamylcyclotransferase family protein
Exons: 1
Coding region: 1-594 (197 amino acids)
Source: RefSeq, a predicted model, not a curated record